Messenger RNA from Paramecium tetraurelia, 1184 nucleotides. RefSeq lists its product as uncharacterized. The transcript is spliced from 3 exons. The record is from RefSeq and is a predicted model, not a curated record. Gene Ontology annotation, cellular component: cytosol; nucleus. Gene Ontology annotation, biological process: positive regulation of protein phosphorylation; rescue of stalled cytosolic ribosome. Gene Ontology annotation, molecular function: protein kinase C binding; translation regulator activity; ribosome binding. Lineage: Eukaryota; Ciliophora; Oligohymenophorea; Peniculida; Parameciidae.
AUAAAAUAUAGAGAAAAAUGGCAAAUUAGGUUGAAUUCAAACAGCUCGGAUACUUGAAAGGUCACGGUGAUUGGGUUACCACUAUCAUUACCAAUUAAGACCCAACUUUGGCUGAUUUAGUCAUCUCAGGUUCAAGAGACAAAUCCAUUCUUGUUUGGAAAUUAUUCAAACAACCCGAUGGUGAUUUGGCUGGUCAACCAAGAAAACAAUUGAAGGGACACUCCCAUUUCGUAAGUGACUUAGUGUUGUCAAAUGAUAAUAAAUAUUUGUUAUCAGCCUCUUGGGACAAGGAAUUAAGAUUCUGGGAUUUGGUUAAUGGAACAUGCACAAACAGAUUUGUUGGAAACAAAAAGGAAAUCUUCACAUGUGCCAUGAGUCCAGACAACAGAUAAAUUCUUUGUGGUGGAGCUGAAAGAAAAUUCAAAUUGUACAAUGUUAAGGCUGAAGAAAAGCUCACCUAAACAAACCAUUUCCACUCUGAUUGGAUCAGUUCUGUUAGAUAUUCACCAAUCAUCAAAAACAUUCAACCAUAUUUUGUUACAGUUGGUUGGGACGGUUGGCUCAAAGUCUGGAAUUAAAACUUCACAAUCAGAUUCUAAUUCAAGGCUCAUGAUUCCUAAAUCAACAGUGUUGCAAUCAACCCAUCUGGUGAAUACAUUGCAACAGGAGGUAAGGAUAAGAAAUUGUACAUUUGGAACAUUACAGAUUUGAAGAAACCAGCCUUUGAAUAUGAUGCAGGAGGUAUCAUUAACUAACUCGCUUUCCAUCCAUAAUAAAAUUGGAUUGUUGCUGCCACAGAAAAUGGUAUCAAAGUUUGGUAAAUUUCAUAAGAAGAAAAGGCUGAAACCAAGACACCAAUUGUUACAUUAGAUCACCACACUGAAACUUCGGUUGCUGGAGGAGUGAAAAAGAUUUAAAAGCACGGAGCAGUGUCUGUUGCCCUUGAUGCCAAUGGUGCCAAACUCUAUGGAGGAUUCACUGAUGGAUCAAUCUUAGUUUGGGAAGUAUCAACCAAAAAUUGAAAAAAUUAUGUACAUUACAUCAAUUCCAAUAAUCAUACACUAUAGGCAUAACAGUGAAAAAAGUUAAAAGCUUUUUUAAUACGACUGCCUAUUAAAUUAGGAGGAAGGCGUGCUUAGUGAAGUGAGUGUUGGAAUUUCAAUAUAAACAUCAAUAUAUAUUGU